Monodelphis domestica (gray short-tailed opossum) is the source of this 2585-nucleotide messenger RNA. RefSeq names its product potassium channel tetramerization domain containing 9 (gene KCTD9). Gene Ontology annotation, biological process: protein homooligomerization; intracellular signal transduction. NCBI's taxonomy places the organism in Eukaryota, Metazoa, Chordata, Mammalia, Didelphimorphia, Didelphidae. The record is from RefSeq and is a predicted model, not a curated record. Gene Ontology annotation, molecular function: protein binding.
CCAGGAACGGGCGGAGUAGUGGGGUGUGGAGAGUGGGAGGGGACGUCUCCCGGGGGGUGUGUGUGAAUCGGGGUCUGGGGCGGAAGGACCCCCCCAGGGAGGCGGGUCAGGCUGAGGGCUGCCUCUGAGUCCCGGGUGGGUGGCGGGGGGGAGGGGGAAGACGGGGGGGUGGCGGCUCCCUCGGGACCCGGCGCGGGCAGCGCGAUGAGGCGGGUCACCCUGUUCCUGAACGGCAGCCCCAAGAACGGCAAGGUGGUCGCUGUCUAUGGAACUCUGUCAGACUUGCUUUCUGUGGCCAGCAAUAAGCUCGGAAUCAAAGCAACAAGUGUGUAUAAUGGAAAAGGUGGCCUGAUUGAUGACAUUGCUUUGAUCAGCAGAUGCUCUCGUGUUCCGGGGCUUGACACAGCGAGAGAUGAUGAUGUUCUCUUUGUAUGUGAAGGGGAACCCUUUAUUGACCCUCAGGCAGAUAUGAAACUAUCUGAAGGCCCAACAGGAUCGCAUACAGACUGGCUGACUCUAAACGUAGGAGGACGAUACUUUACAACCACAAGGAGCACUUUAGUGAAUAAAGAACCUGACAGUAUGCUGGCCCACAUGUUUAAGGACAAAGGUGCCUGGGGAAAUAAACAGGACCACAGGGGAGCUUUCCUAAUUGACCGAAGUCCUGAGUAUUUUGAACCCAUUUUGAACUAUCUCCGUCAUGGACAGCUCAUUGUAAAUGAUGGCAUUAACUUAUUGGGUGUGUUAGAAGAAGCCAGGUUUUUUGGGAUUGAUUCAUUGAUUGAACAUCUGGAAGUGGCAAUAAAGAAUUCUCAGCCACCGGAAGACCACUCCCCAAUAUCUCGCAAGGAGUUUGUGCGGUUCCUGCUAGCCACGCCAACCAAGUCAGAAUUGCGAUGCCAGGGGCUAAACUUCAGUGGUGCUGACCUUUCUCGGCUGGACCUUCGCUACAUCAACUUCAAGAUGGCCAAUCUAAGUCGCUGCAACCUCGCGCACGCGAACCUCUGCUGUGCGAAUCUCGAGCGAGCCGACCUCUCCGGAUCAGUGUUGGAUUGUGCCAACCUGCAGGGGGUGAAGAUGCUCUGUUCCAAUGCCGAAGGGGCCUCUCUGAAGCUGUGUAACUUCGAGGAUCCUUCAGGUCUUAAAGCCAACUUGGAAGGUGCCAACUUGAAAGGUGUGGAUAUGGAGGGAAGCCAGAUGACGGGGAUCAAUCUUCGUGUGGCUACGCUAAAAAAUGCAAAAUUGAAGAACUGCAAUCUCCGAGGAGCAACCCUAGCAGGAACCGAUUUAGAGAACUGCGACCUCUCGGGCUGUGACCUCCAAGAAGCCAACCUGCGAGGCUCCAACGUCAAGGGCGCCAUCUUUGAGGAGAUGCUGACCCCGCUGCACAUGUCCCAGAGCGUCCGAUAAGGGCCGCGGCGGCGGGGGAGCGUCUCCCUCCACCUACUCCUAGUCUAGAAGAAGUAACUGUCAAAGCCGUUAGACAAUAAUGUAUAUUCUCAGUAGUGCCUACGGGGGUGUCCCCUUUGCCUCCGCUGUAAAGAGGACGCACGGACCCACGAGCCGCCUGAACAUGAGCCUCCCGGAGGAGGCGUGCUUUGGGAUGGGCUUGUUCUGGAGCCCUCGUGGCGCGGGGUUCACCGAGGGGCAGUCCAUGAAAAGCACAACACAUGCCCUGGUUGGCUCUCGCCACGCAGUCGGGGGGUGAGCGUUCACGGGUGUGCGGGGGGGGCCGGGGGGCUGCUCCUGCCCCUCGUGGCCUGUCGACGCAGCGCUGCGCUCCCCAGGCCUCUCUUUUCAGGUACAUUUUCAUACUGUUUAUUUUUCCGAGCAACACAACAGCUAAACUAAAGAAAUUCUCAGUUCUCACUGAGGGGGCGGGCGGGGGCUUCAUCCUCUGGCUCUGAAUUCAGGUGACGGGAUGGAGCGGAGGGCUUCGAGCGGGAGGAGCGCCUUCCCCCUUGGCUCCACGCGCACCUCCCCCAUCCCGAAGCAGACAGCGAGUGGGUUUGCACCGGCCGGCCGGCCGGCGGGGAGCGAUGCUCGUAUAACCAAAAAGAACCCAACCAUCACGGUGCAUCAUUCACCGCAGGUGCUGAGCCCUGUAGACAAUCGCCGCGGAGGAGGGUGGUGAAGGCACUCCAGGCCCGGAGCAGCGAGCCUUGGGCAGAGGGGAGAGGCGCGCGUGUGUCGUGGGGGGUCGCCGCGGUCCGGGCCCCCCGCCUGGCGCUCGGCCCGAGCAGGGGCUCUUCUACAUAUGCAAAGCUUUCCUCGUGGAGGCAGAGCGGAGCCCUCGGGAGCUGCGGGAAAGCGACUUCGAAAAGGAGUUAUUUUCUUUGCUUUAUCAUUUUUUAUCGAGACAGAGAAGCAGAAUAUUGUAUUGAAAGAGCUCUAUUUUCAUAAUCAGUCUGUGUGCAAAGUCUAGGUCACCAAUUCCUUCCGUCUGUCCAGAAUGCGUUGUUGGUUCACCCAAAGGUACCUCUUGGGACGGGACUUCACGCUGCAGGCGGCUCCAGACCUGGUCUGCUUCCCGUCUGCAGGGUUCGAGUCUACCGUAACGUGUAUCAAUAAAAGGCCAUCCAGGA